AUGUCGCGCCCGAAUUCGCUCGGCUUGUGCACAGUGAAGGAACGGCCGGCGUCAUCGGUCCACGACACAAGCUCGUCGAUGGACGCAUCGUUGACGAGUUGGAACAACUUGGUCGGGAAGGGGGGUGGUUGCGCUGGCCCGGAGGAGGAGCUCAUGGUGAAUGAGGGAGGGGGGACUGAAGGGGGGGAAGGAAAGCUGAAAUGCGUGAUGCGUGAGCCAGAGCGUCUGAAGAAGACGUGGGAACCACUAUGUGAAAGAUAG
Chondrus crispus (carragheen) is the source of this 261-nucleotide messenger RNA. RefSeq lists its product as hypothetical. Lineage: Eukaryota; Rhodophyta; Florideophyceae; Gigartinales; Gigartinaceae. The record is from RefSeq and is a predicted model, not a curated record. The coding region runs from base 1 to 261 and encodes 86 amino acids. The transcript has a single exon.